Molecule: messenger RNA, 2566 nt
Organism: Aegilops tauschii subsp. strangulata
Lineage: Eukaryota; Viridiplantae; Streptophyta; Magnoliopsida; Poales; Poaceae
Source: RefSeq, a predicted model, not a curated record
AACACAUCCCGCAUGAGCCGCCUCCACCUCCGCCCCCGCUCGUCGGCGGCGGCGCCGCCGCUGGACGACGACGACCUGCUCCCCGAGAUCCUCCUCCGCCUACCCCCGCAGGCCGCAGCCGUCCUCCCUCCCCCGCGCCUCCGCCGUCUGCAGGUUCUGGCGCAGCCUCGCCUCCGACCCCGGCUUCUCCGGUCGCUUCCGCGCUCACCACCGCCGCAACCCUCCUCUCCUCGGCUGCUUCGUCAAGGAUUUUCACCACGUCCGCUUCCAGCCUACCCUGGAGGCCCCCGAUAGCAUCUCGCAAGCCCGCUUCUCCUUCCCGAUCGCCGCCGGCAACCGCUUCCUGCCCCUCGGAUGCCGCCAUGGCCUCGUACUCAUCUUCGACCGCCCUGUGGGUAAGCAGCCGCAACUCCUGGUGUGGGAUCCCGUAACCGGCGACCAACACCACCUAGACAUCCCCGCUGGGUUCGACAUGGGGAAAGCCUCAAUCGGCGCAGCUGUGUUUCGUGCUCCCGGAGACGACAUCUGUCAUUUCCAGGUGGUCUUGGUAGGCAACAGCGACAUUCAAAGCACACAAGCGGUCGCCUCUGUUUACUCGUCGGUGACCGGCCUAUGGGGGAAUCUCGUCUCAACAGCGCUGCCGUCCAAGGAUUCUGGUUUUCCCACCAUGAUUUACAUGGGCAUGCCUGCUGUGAUGGUUGGUGCUUCCUUUUAUUGGUUGCUUAUUAAUGGGGAUUCACAAGGAAUCCUUGAAUUUGAUUUGGAUAGGCGGAGCCUAUCUUGCAUACCCAUGCCAGUGGAAGACACUGAUGGUAUGGGCCAUGGCAAUAUUUGGGUUAUGCCGGCAGAGGGUGGCGGCCUUGGUUUCCUCUUCCUGAAAUGCUUUUGCGCCCAAUUAUGGAAGAUGAAGACCGAUUGCAAGGGUGUUUCUUCAUGGGUGCUGGGAAUAAGUAUUGAUCUCGACGAGUUACUUUCCUUGAAUUCAGAGAUGGACCCAUGGAUAGUAGGGUUUGCCGAGGACAAUAAUGUGGUGUUACUGUGGACAUCUGUCGGUGUCUUCACUGUCCAGUUUGAAUCAUUGCAGUUCAAGAAACUUUUUGAAUCUACAUAUGGCUGGUAUCACUAUUAUCCAUUCGAAGGUGUCUAUACUGCAGACACAGGCAUUGGUGGUGGAAACGAUGAAGCUAAACUUUUGCUCAAUACAUGAUAUGAUUUAUCCGGAUAGACAUGUGGACGUGAUGAUUGAGCAGGUAUUUGGCAAUAUUGGUUCUUGGGCUGCCCAAUUGAUCACUGAAGCUGGUGGCGAGGUGGUCUCCAUCAGAGAUGUCACAGGGGCUGUCAAGAACUCCAAUGGCAUUGACAUAGCCAAGCUGAUGAAGCACUCGGCAGAGAACCGCGGGAUCAAGGGCUUUGACGGAGGCGACGCCGUCGACCCGACCUUGCUGCUCACGGAAGAGUGCGACGUGCUCAUCCCGGCAGCUCUGGGAGGAGUCAUAAACAAGGACAAUGCUGAUGCCAUCAAAGCAAAGUACAUCAUCGAGGCUGUUAACCACCCAACAGACCCCGAGGCCACGAGAUUCGGGCAAAGAAGGGCGUGCUGAUCCUACCGGACAUCAUGGCCAACUCCGGCGGAGUGAUGGUGAGCUGCUUCGAGUGGGUGCAGAACAUACAGGGGUUCAUGUGGGACGAGCAGAAGGAGAGGCUGGCAUUUGACAAUAUGGUUCUGUGUGUGCAUUGACUGCUGGUGCUGCAGCCUGAAAUUUUUCUUGUGGAGUGGACUGAAGUAAUCCAUCAAACUAGCUGCAUUAUUGAUUCUGUUCUUUUUGCUGGCGAGGCGUUCUAACCGUGAUGCGAAUAGGUGGAUGAAGAGGAAGCAGUGCCGUCGUAUCGCACAGGCCAGGUGGGUGGUGGCCGCUGGCUCCGAUCCCCUGGGUGGUUGGGUGUGGCUGGCGGCUCCAACCGCCCCGGUCAGGAGGGCGGCGUUGGCGUUCAAGCUGAAUGCAUGAAGUGUCCACGGAGAGAGUUUGACGCCAGCGACGAGCAUAGAGAGGCGGAUCACGAUGCUGUGGACGGAGCAAAAUUCAGAGAAAACCCAUAAGAUCUCAUGAUGGCUUCAUGCACAGAAACAAGCAGUGACGUCGUAUUCCGCAGGCCGGAUGGGCGGUCGCCGGCGGCUCCGUUCCCGUGGGUGAGGACGGCAGCUCCGUUACAGCCGGUGAACAGGGCGGCGGCGAUGGGACUGGCGUUGGAGGAGAAGGUCGCGUGUGAGAAGGCGGCUGGAAUGGAAUGUGAGUGGAGAAUCGAGUUGCAGCCGGCUAGGCCAGUUGGAUUGGAGGUUGUUGCAGAUAAUGGGGGAGGUGGGAGAGAAGUUUGGGAGGGCCGAUAGAUAUGCGCGUGGUGGGUUCAGCUCCUCUACAGUUCAGUUGUUACUGUAUGGGUGCUGUAGGCUCUACUAUCAACACCAAUUCUUUUGGCACGUCGUUUUUUUCUUCAGAAUCUGCCACGUCUGUUUCUGGCUUGCGCCCGGGCUUAGGCGAUCUCUUUGGCCAAACUAAUUGUGUGUUAA